This is a messenger RNA of Diachasma alloeum, 1938 nucleotides long. RefSeq lists its product as uncharacterized. Gene Ontology annotation, biological process: maturation of SSU-rRNA. The transcript is spliced from 3 exons. Bases 74 to 1903 code for a protein of 609 amino acids. The record is from RefSeq and is a predicted model, not a curated record. Gene Ontology annotation, cellular component: nucleolus; nucleus. Gene Ontology annotation, molecular function: RNA binding. Lineage: Eukaryota; Metazoa; Arthropoda; Insecta; Hymenoptera; Braconidae.
CUGGCAUGGGCGGCAUGGCACACGUUGUAUUUCACACUCUAACCAAUAUUUACAGAAAUUAAAAACCCAAACAAUGGCAAAAUUCAGUUCAUAUCAUACGUUGUGUCCCGGGAUCGACCCACAGAAUUUACUCGGCGUCGAGAGAGAUGCUGACUCGGGAUGUGCAAUCGUUACUUUGGGCAGGAACAUGGUGUACAGAUAUAAGCUCCAAGACCUCAAAGAAGCGAGUUGUUGGUCCUCCCAAGAAUGGCUAACGACCCAAGUGGUCUACGAUCGCAAGACCAGCCACUACGUCGCGGUCUUGAACGAGAAAUACCUCCGCCUAUGGGAGAAGCCCGAAAAGCACUUGCACAAGGUGAAAAAAUACAAAUUCGACGUUCCCUUUCGCGCCCUAGUGGUCCCCUCGUCAGAGCAGGACUCGCCAGUCCUGGUCCGACGAGACGGAGCAACAGCUUCCCUCCCCUGGGCCCUCGAGAAUCGCAAAGCCUGGAGCAGCAAGAUCCCCCCCAACCCCUCCAACGAAGAACUCUGGGACUGCCGACUCCUCCGCAUCAACAGCAAAACUUACUUCUGCGCUCUUUGCUCCCCAAAACCACCGGCCGAGCAUUCCAAUUUUCUGGUGCGCGAGGUGAACGCCGAAACGUACGUCGGGAACAGGGACAACGACGUGCGGAUAGAGCUGAAGAGGCCCUCGGAGGAGCUGGUCGGUCACGUAAUCCUCCAGAACCAGAACAACGCGUACCUCCUGACCCUGUGGUCCCACGGUCGUCUCUACAGCUACCCCCUGACAGGCGCCUGCUCAGAGCCCGUCCCAGGGAUUCUCGUGAGCGUCAUCACCUCGAUCAGCCCCAAACAUCCUGCAGCAAUGACUGCCCUCAACGAGUCCACAAUAGCGAUAUACGGAGCUGAUGCCAACGAGGAAGGGGCUGUUCUCAUAAUCUACAAUAUUCAGUUCAAACUCGUCCAAGCAAUCCACAAACUUAAACUUUACACGAAGGGGGCCAAACUCUGGCAGAUGGAUCACAAGCUUCUGCUGGCUGCCAAUCAACAUCUAGCUGUUGUCUCGUAUCGGCUGGCGUCGCAGAGGAUCGAGACGAUGCUCGGCUCCUCCCUGAGAUUCCAGCGCGAUCACCAUCAGUCUGACGACUGCGAUGUCAUGGAGAUCAGGGAGUCGACCAUUGCCGAUUGGCAGGAGUCAGUCAAGUUGCCUGAGAAAAUUCCCAUUGUCGGGGUGCCCAAAAACAUAGCCAAGCAGAUCACAGUUUAUGUUAAUGAGGGAGCCAGUGAUGCCACUAUUCAGAGGGAGUUGAUUCCUCAGUUGAUUGAGGGCAAAGACGUCAGGACGAUUGUCUGGUGUUUGGAUAAUUUCAAGGACCUCCCGGAGAAGCUGCUCAUUGAUCUGCUGGCGUUCGGCAUCAGAACUCCGGAGGAGACUUUUGUUCCACUGCAGAAUGGCUCCUCGGGGAAGCAGGGAAGUGUCAUCACCAGGCAUCAAUUUUUGGACAGAAUAUUCAGUGUCAGCUUUUCUGAUAUUUGCUUGCUGCCUCAUUUGAAGGCUAGUCUGAUGUUCGAUGAGGUGCUCAGCCUGAUGGAGUAUUUCAUAGAGAAACUCGGUUGCGAGGGAGGGGGGCAGGGGGGUGUCGAGGCCAAUGAUAAGCAGCUUUACGAGUGGUGCAGUCUGAUUAUGGACUCUCAUUACCAGCAUUAUUUGUUGUCUAAGGACCCUGAGGUGCUGAGGAUGUUCGGGAGGUUGAGUGACAUCCUGGAUGAUCAUUUUCAGGUACUGAAAGAAAUGGAAGAGCUGAGACCAAUGGUCCAACGGAUAAUAAACGGGAAACCACUGAAAAUAUCUUCCAGAGGAUUCAACAAGUUCUAUUCGAUAGAGGCGAUUCAAUUGUAUUAAUUUUAUAAUAAAUAAAUAACAAAAUUGUAAAUGAA